AUGCGCGUGUGUUGCCAGCAGCAGGUGGGCUACAAUGUGCUGCAGCCCGUGCAGGUGACGGUGGAUGGGCAGGAGGCGCUGUUCAUCCCGGCAGGCGCGGCCGGCGGGCAGGCGCAGCCCCAGGCGGCCCCGCCCCCGCCGCCGCCGCCGCCGCAGCCGCAGCCGCAGCACCAGGCCGCCCCGGCGCUGCUGCGGCCCGCGGGGCUGCUGCCCGCCUCCUUCCUGCAGAGCGUGGCCGCCGCCGCGGCCGCCGCCGCCGGGCAGGUGCAGCCGCUGCCGCACGGUCAGAGUGUUGCGGUACGCUCUGCAGUGCCCCAAGUACUUCAGUUUCCAGUGCAGCAAACAAUUCCUGUCCAAGUGCCCGUAUCUACAGCAAGUGGUCAGACCAUAUAUCAAACCAUCCAUUUUCCAGUCCAAGCUAUUACAUCACUGCCAUCCAUUAAUCAAGUUCAAAUGCUUCCUCAAAUAAGUCAAAUCAGCAGUCUUGCUCAAGCUCAGGUUCAGGCCCAGGCUCAGGCCCAAGCUCAAGCUCAAGCCCAAGCUCAAGCUCAGGCCCAAGCUCAAGCUCAGGCCCAAGCCCAAGCUCAGGCACAAGCCCAAGCCCAAGCCCAAGCUCACGCACAGGCCCAAGCCCAAGCUCAAGCACAGGCUCAUGCUCACCAAGCCCAAGUUCAAGCUCAAGCUCAAGCUGCCCAAGCACAUCAAGUUCAAGUGCAAACCCAAACACAUGUUCAUGCUCAGGCGCAAUCUCAGGCUCAAGUGCAAGUUGCACAAAACAUGCUAGCCCAAGCUGUGGCCAACUCUGCAAGUGUCACAGUGAGCACAUGGAGUGCCGGGGCAGUCAGCUCUCCUUCCAUGAACAUGCAGACUGUAAUGGCACCCAGCCUGAUGACGGGUGCCUCAGCACAUGAUGGCAGUCACCACACUGUUACUGUGCAGCAAGCGCAACCCCAACACCCGCAACCCUCUGCGCAGCCCCAACAGAUUACUAUUACAAACGCUCAAGGCCAGCAACUUACUGUGAUUCCUGCUCCUGGAUUGCCUAGUUUAACUAGUGCAGGUGGAGUGAGGACAACUAGCAACAUUAUUCAGAUGCCUAGUCUUCAAGCUAUUCCAAUCCAGAAUGUGCCAGGCCUAGGAAAUGUUCAACUUAUUCCUGCUUCAGCUCUGCAACAGCUAAGUUUAGCUGGAGCAGGCACCACCGGUCUUCCUCCUGGAGCUCACAUUAUUACUACAGCCCCUGCUCCAAGCGCUCAGGCUGUGGCUCAUGAUGUGUCUGACUCUGGCCCCAAGUGGCAAGUGAUCGCUGCAGCUCCGGGGCCAGGUCCCCCUGCUUUGGCCCCUGCUCCCGCGCCUUCCGAGGUGGACAGCGGCGUGGAGCCCUCUCGUCCUGCGCAGAAAUCCCGUGUGCGACGCGUGGCAUGUACAUGCCCCAACUGUAAAGAUGGAGAGAGGUUUCGAAGUGGGGAUCGUAAAAAACAGCAUAUCUGCCACAUACCUGGAUGUAAUAAAGUAUAUGGAAAGACUUCUCAUCUGCGGGCACACCUCAGGUGGCACACUGGUGAGAGACCUUUCAUUUGCAGUUGGGUUUUCUGUGGAAAGCGCUUCACUCGAUCUGAUGAGCUUCAAGGUUUUGAUGAUGAAGCUGAUGGCAGUGAUAAGGAAAUGUGGAUGUCAGAUGAGAUAUAUGCUUUGAAACAAAGCCAAUUUUCUCAGGAAGCAGCAACGUCUACUCAGUCUGUUUCAUCAGAAUGCAGUGAUUCUGGUGAUGAGGAGAAAAUGAUGAUUACAAUUCAAAAUGAUGCUGACCAGUCUGAUAUGAAUGUCAAUGAGACAUUAGAAUCUUCAUUAUCCAAUUGAUCAUUCUGUUACACUAGUUAUAAGAGAAAAUGGAGCACAAAACAUUAUAGAAGUGCAAGUGUGAACUCUACAGUGUGUUUCAGAUUGCUGCUCUAAUAUUUUGUAUUUUUAUACCCAGUGUAGUUCUUUAUCAGGAGGCAAAAGACAUUUUUAUAUGUAAUUUACAUGUAUGCUGUGUCUUGAAGUGUGUUUCAUGGCAUUCAGUAUGCCAAGAUGAAUGGAAUGUGUGAAUGAGUUACUUAUAGACUAGCCAGUCUUUCAAUGGUGCUAAUAUUGUUAAAUUGUUUUUGGAAUUUUAUGUGUAAAUUGAAGUAUGCCAUUUAAUUAAUAGGAGAGCUAUAGUUGUUAUGAGUUUAUAUUUUAUCAAAAUUUCUAAUGAAUAAAAUGUCAAAUACCACAUGUUAUUGGCAUAAAGAGCCUUCAGUUGCAAUCUACUUAUAUUUGUUCCUCAGAACAAGUUUAUUAAUUAAGUUUUCUUUAAUACUUUGAUUUGGUUGAACAAAAAUUAUAUUAUGGUGUUGAAUAUUCUCUUUUAUUCCAUUGAUAAUGAAAUUUGUACUGACCAGCUGCAUUAUGAAUAUCUGGACAAUUUGAGUCAAGAAUUAAUUUGAAUUACAAAUUGAUUUGAAGGUUAGUAAUAAAGAUUUUUGCUACAAAUGUUAGAAACAUUCCAUUGUUACUCAAUUAAAAAGAGAUAGUAUUUAACAUUAAGACUCCCCAAAAAUAAUCCUCCAAUGGAAAAUUAUGUUUAAUGAAAGGAAUAAGACCACUGUAAAAAUCUUUACAAUGUGAGACAAGCAUCACAUAUUGUGAAUCUAUUUCUCUAUAUUGUUCUCUUUAAUUCAAGUUUCAUUUAUCUCUUUCCUCCAGCAAGUCCAGAAGUGGGCCUUUUCUUGUUUCCACUUUUCAUUCCAUUCCAAAAACACACAAAACCCUUGCAAUUGUUGUAACACAAGAAAUUUGGAAAGAAGGAAAUCAAGAAUCUUCUUACUGAAGUACAUACUCAUUGGGCAUACCAUCAAUGGGCAAAACUAUCAAUUUUUAACUCCUUGGAACAUUUGUUUAGAUCAGGUCCCAGAGAGGAUGUUUUUUGGACAUCUGUUUCCAGUUAUUUAAUGUGAUAAUCUUAGUUAAUGUUAGUCUUAAAUCAAAAUAAUAACUACAAGUCAAAUUUAUUGUUUUCAUGUAGUAACUAUGGACUUGAAGAUCUUCAUCUGAAAUGCAUUUCAAUUAUUAUUUAAUGAAAGAGAAAGAAAAAAGAGAAUUAAAAGAGGUGAACAAUCUUAAAACAAUUUUCAUUAAAUGUAAUUAAUGGAUGGGAACGUGAAUGAAGCACUAAGUUUUAAUGUUUUAUUUAAUCAUCCAUGUACAAGGAAAUUACAUCAUUUUGUUUGAUACAAACAUAACAGACGAAAUAUUUUAAGCAAGCACUAGAAAGCUUCCUUUACAAGAUCAACUUUCCUCUUUUAUCUGAUACACUGGGCAAUGGGAAAAAAAAAUAUUUUUUUUUCUAUUUGUCUUCAUAUUCUUGGAAUGUUUAAUUUUAAAACCGAAGAAAUGGAAAUUACCUGAAAGGAAAAGAUUGGUAUAUCAUGGCAAAUUACUUAAAACUUUCUUUUAAUACAAGUUAUUUUUAUUACAAAAUUAUUUUUUUUAUAAUAAUGUAUGACUGUUUCUUUCCAUUAAAUUUAGAUUGAUGAACUAUUGAGAAUAGUAAAAUGAUUAAAAUGCUAGAGAAAUGUAUAAGAUGGAUUAUUUUAAAGUUGAAUUGUGUGAAUAAGACUUUUAAUGUUCAGAAUUUUAGCAGAUCUCUAAAGGAUUCCUUAGUUUUGUCAAAACUAUAAAAUAUUUCCUAGAAAUAGAUUUUUCUGAACAAUGGAAUUUGUAUUAUUAUGUUUAUUUUUUAUUAUCAGGUAAGACCUACUCUGAACUUUCUUUAGAAUCUUCUUAAUGUUACCAAUUUUUGAAACCCAGUGAAAUGUUCAGUUUUAGUCAGAUCAAAGGAGUAAAAAUAAUCAUUCUAGGAAUUAAUUGCAUUACUAGUAUAUGAAAUGAUAUUUCAAAUGACAUUCUCUUGCUAAUUCAUCUCAUUUUCAGUGAUAUUAGGUCAACUUAAACCUAAAGUUAUUAUUCAAAACAUUCAUAAUUCAAAAAUGAGAAAAAGGCUCUUGGUAAAGUGCAAAAUCAUACUUUCAGCUCUCUUUUGUACUUAUAUCUUCUAAUGUACUGUUACAUUGUAAAAAACAUGCAAUAUGGGUACAACUGAUUCAUACAUAGCUUUAAGUGUCUUCUUUAAAAGUUUAGUUAAUAAUAUAUGAACUGAUAAAAACAAGGCUGAGUUUGUGUACAAAGUCCAACUUUCAUAUUUAAGACCAAGCAAGUUUCUUAUAACGUUCAAUUUUUGGUCACUUGUUGAAUGUUUUAGAAGACAUGAGCAACUAGAUUGGUGCCAUUAACUGUGUUUCAUGUGAAUGGGAAUGAGAGAAUGAAUGAACUGCACGAUGACAAAAAUAUCUUUAAUUUAUCAUCUUUUGAUUAAGAGUAAACAAUCUUUAAUUUAAUAGUGAAUAUACAUGUUAGAAAUUAUUGAACAGUUCCUCAAAACUCCAUUGUCACCAUAGGGAAAUACAGGGCAUCUGUUAGAUUGAGAGAUUAUUGACUUUAAUGUUUUAUCCAAGUUUUAUGUAAUAAAUUAGAUUUAAAUCUCAGGUAAAUAAACUGAGACCAUUUUGAUGUUAGAAUUGAAUAUAGUCAAUUGUGCUGUUUUACACUAUUUUGAAUUUAAAAAAUAUUUUUAUAUUGAACACUUCAAUUUGGGAUAAAAAAAUUGAAUGUAAAUAAAGUCUUUAUGCUUCAC
Gryllus bimaculatus (two-spotted cricket) is the source of this 4717-nucleotide messenger RNA. The record is from the annotation of a GenBank genome assembly. NCBI's taxonomy places the organism in Eukaryota, Metazoa, Arthropoda, Insecta, Orthoptera, Gryllidae.